UCGUUAAUUGAUUACUAAUAAAUACAAUAGUGGGCUUAUUAUUGGGCCUUGAAGGCCCGCUUGGUGAAUGAUCAUUCAUGUUGGAAUGUAAACGAUUUCCCUCCCUCGGCGAGAAGAAUGGAGAAGGAGAAGAAGCAGAGAGUUAAGAGAAAAAGGAAUGAGAAACCCUCGGCGCGUGACCUUCACGGCCCUCGUUCCUCAGAUAGCAAUGCCAUCUUCGCUUUGUUGCUCGCAGCUCUCUCCAAAAGAACCCACUCUGUUAUCCUCAUCAACAAAUGCUUAUUCAAACUUCGCCGUUCCCUUCUUCUCUCGCCAACCUCCAUGACGCCCAUGCUGGCGUUGCUCCCAACCCUACUCCGCUCCAAGCGCGCCGAAAUCGCAUGCCGCACUGCGGACGUCAUCGGCGCCGCCUCGCUCGUUUCCUUCGAUGCCAACGAGGAAAUCGCUUCCGAUUCUGAAACCGUCGAGGGAUUAGUCUCGCUGUUAGAGAGUCGCAAGAGAAAGGUUCUGUUAUCUGUCUGCAAUGCCGUUUUGGACUUUUCUGCUACCACCUUCGCCCGACGACAAAUGCUCAAGUUUUUUGCCCUGAACAAGCUGAUGUUUGUGUUUCUUCAGAUUUUCAAGGGUUUGGAAUUUGUGUGUUUAUGGUCUGACUCUGAGGGUGAUCAAAGUCCUCACUCUCUUAAGAUUGGGAUUAAGGAAGAUGAACUCUCAUUGGCUUUUCUCACUGCGACUGUUGUUCUUAUCAAUGCCUGUGAAGUUGAUCAGCUACAGAAUGUCCCACCAAGUCUUUCUGAAGCGUUCCUGAACGUUUUGAGAGAUAUAAGGGCGAGAGUAAGUGAAGAAGAGGUGAUCAAAGGUGCCAGGAAAUGUAAUGAAGAAGGGCGUUUUUGUAAAAGCAAUAUUGCGGUUAGUAAUCUUGCAGAAGGCAUCUUUAGGCUUUCCAUUAAUGCUUCUCAACUCACUGGCUCUCUGCCAUUUGAAGUGGUUCAAAGAGGUCUUUUUGGUGAGAGUGAUACUGGUUUUGGUGAUUUUAUAUCAAAUUACUGGGAGGUUUCGCCUUUUCUUCUAACAAGGAUCGUGAAGGAUCCAGAUAUGCAUGAUAUGUUUGGUGCAUUUAUGCAGUCUUUGAACUGGAAUGGCAGUGUUCCUUCCCUUAUUUCAUCAAUUCUUCAAGGUCUAGUGGCUUGUUUUCCUAUUGCCUCAGAUGAACAAAACAUACUCAAUUUUCUGAAUGAGGUGAAAGGUAGAUUGGGUUGUCCUAUAAUCUACCAGCAGGAUAUACGAGUUGUAAAAACAGAGAGCCAAUCAAGCAAAGAGAUGCAUUACUUUCAGGACUUUCAUUCAUGCUGCGUUAAGGAACCUCUCUAUUUUACUUUUGAUGACAUCUUAAAGUGCAGGCAAGCUUAUAAAGAGGGUUAUUCUGUUGCCCUGCGUGGUCUGGAGUUUCGCUAUCAGAGCAUUGCAGCUAUUGCAGAUACAUUAGCACUUAUGUUUGGCCAACCUUCAGUAGGUGCCAAUUUGUACUUAACACCCCCUAAUUCUCAGGGCUUGGCUUGUCACUUUGAUGAUCACUGUGUAUUUGUAUGCCAGAUUUUCGGUUCCAAGCAGUGGACUAUAUUUUCUCCACCCGGUCAGCUGUUACCUCGCUUAUAUGAUAAUUUACUUGGUUCUGAUAUUGACUGUACAAAAGCUUGUAAAAGAGAGUUCUCUCUCAGGGAAGGUGAUGUAUUAUAUAUUCCCAGAGGUUUUCCUCAUGAAGCUUAUACAAACUCUGAUGAUGGGGAUGGUUAUCCUGGGUUCUCAUUGCACCUUACCCUUAGUAUUGAGGUUGAACCUCCUUUCGAGUGGGGAGGAGUAGCUCAUUUUGCGCUUCACUGCUGGAGUGAAAACCAGAAAAGACUAUGUUAUAAUGGCUCGAAUAUUUUGUCACAAAAACUUGAUCGUAUGUCUGUGAAUCUAUUACAUGUUGCCAUUGGGAUUAUUGGCAAUUCUGAUCCUAGCUUUAGGAAAGCAUGCUUGACUGCUGCAGUUUCCUUGCCACCAGUUGUUUAUGAUAGUCUUUUUGAGGGUCAGAGAAACACUUUUUUCUACAUAAUUGAUAAAGUUCGUACUGAAUCUAGAUUCAUGGAAGUGCUUAGUAGCAUAGAGAUUGCAAUUCAGAAAAAUGAAGAUCCAUUCCAGCAAAUCCAAUGGCUCUGGAUUCUUAGUAUGGAAACAGAGACCAGCGGUGAAUACAACAACAAUAAAUCUUUCAUGAUUGAAGAUCUACUUUCUUUGUGUGCCCAACAGAAGGAUAAAUUAGAAACUGCUUUUUUAAAUGUGAAGUCAAGGUUUUGUGGUGAGGUGGUAUUUGAAGAAGUUGUAACUAGUCACAGGAUGCUGCUUCAGAAGUAUAGAAAUACUAGAAAGCAGUAUAUUAAUGGAAUGGUUUCACUUCAUAAUAAAUUAUAAUACUUUUUUAUUUUUCUUUAA
Cajanus cajan (pigeon pea) is the source of this 2475-nucleotide messenger RNA. RefSeq lists its product as uncharacterized. Gene Ontology annotation, cellular component: nucleolus. Gene Ontology annotation, molecular function: histone H3K4 demethylase activity; histone H3K36 demethylase activity. Lineage: Eukaryota; Viridiplantae; Streptophyta; Magnoliopsida; Fabales; Fabaceae. The record is from RefSeq and is a predicted model, not a curated record.